ACAAAGGCGAGCUGAUCGAAGGACACCUUCCCUUCAGUCAGGCCUCCCACAGUGAAUCCCCGUAAGUAGAAAUGCGGCGAGAUUACUCAUUGUAGGGUGGCAAGCGGCAGUUCACAUGAUCAGUCGACGAGUCUGCUUGGUGCAGCUCAAUCGGCACGGCAAGAGUGAAGAGACAACGAGCGGGCUCAGGCCGGACAGUUGGGCUAUCGCUAGUGCCUACGAUGGGCGUGGAAGGUGGGAGAGAGAGCGGGAGGAGACAUGACGCGCCUCCGGAUACGGGCCGCACUACCGGGGCAUGCUCAUGGAUUGCUCAGCGGCGCCAGCCGGGUAAAUAAGCAUCGUCGUUGACGUCGCCGCACUUGUUCCUUCCUCCCACCCUCACCAUCCCCCGCGCACAACCAACCUUCCGAAAUGGCCCGCCCCCGCUCCGCGUCCGGAACGAUCCCCUCGAUGGAGGCCUCGCACGAAGAGCUCAAAGAUAACACGAUCAUCAUCGUCGCCGGCGCAUCGGGUGACCUGGCGAAGAAGAAGACCUUCCCCGCCCUCUUCCGCCUCUUCCGCCAGAACUUCCUCCCCCGCGAUGUCCACAUCGUCGGCUAUGCGCGCACCAAGAUGGAUCACGAGGAGUUCCUCAAGCGCGCGACGUCCUACCUCAAGGUCGCCGAUGAUGACCAGGACGGCCAGGCGCAGGUAGAGAAGUUCAAGGAAGUGCUGUCGUACGUCGCCGGCGACUACGAGGACGGCGCCGCGUUCGACAAGCUCGAGGAGCGCUUGCAGGAGAUCGAGUCCAAGUACCAGUCCAAGGAGGCCAACCGCAUCUUCUACCUCGCUCUCCCGCCCACCGUCUUCGUGCCAGUCGCGAAGAACCUUAGGGAGCACUGCUACGUCCAGAAGAACGGCGUGAACCGCAUCAUCGUCGAGAAGCCGUUUGGGAAGGACCUCGACUCUGCGCGGGAACUGCUCGGCUCGCUCAAGAAGUACUGGUCCGAGGAUGAGACGUUCCGUAUCGACCACUACCUCGGAAAGGAGAUGGUCAAGAACAUGCUGGUCCUGCGCUUCGCGAACGUCGCCCUGAACGCUGCCUGGGACAAGAACUCCAUCAGCAACGUCCAGAUCACCUUCAAGGAGCCUUUCGGCACCGAGGGUCGCGGUGGCUACUUUGACGACUUUGGCAUCAUCCGCGAUGUUGAGCAGAACCAUCUGCUCCAGGUGCUCAGUGUCAUCGCGAUGGAGCGUCCGGUCUCUUUUGCCGCCGAGGACAUCCGUGACGAGAAGGUCAAGGUCCUCAGGUGCAUCCCGCCCAUCGCCCGCGAAGAUACCCUCCUCGGCCAGUAUGUUGCCGCAAACGGCAAGCCCGGCUACCUCGAUGACGACACGGUCCCGCACAACUCGGUCUGCCCCACGUUCGCCGCCUGCACCCUAUGGGUCAACAACCCGAGAUGGGAGGGCGUGCCCUUCAUCCUCAAGGCCGGCAAGGCCCUGAACGAAGCCAAGGUCGAGGUCCGCAUCCAGUUCAAGGACGUCACGCAGGGCAUCUUCAAGGACAUCUCCCGCAACGAGCUCGUGAUGCGCAUCCAGCCCUCCGAGGCCGUCUACCUGAAGCUGAACGCGAAGACGCCGGGCCUGUACACGCGCGCGCUGCCGAUCGAGAUGGACCUGACGUACAAGCGCCGCUUUGCGGAGACGAACAUUCCCGAAGCGUACGAGGCGCUCAUCCUCGACUGCCUGAAGGGCGACCACAGCAACUUUGUGCGCCACGAUGAGCUGGAUGUGGCGUGGAAGAUCUUCACGCCGAUCCUGCACUGGAUAGAUGGGCAGGCGGGUGCGCGCCCGAAGCCGGUGCCAUACCCGUACGGCUCGCGCGGGCCGAAGGAGCUGAGCGCCUUCAUCGAGAAGUACGGCUACAAGCGGAGCACGGACAUGUACACAUGGCCCGUGACAAACAUGGCGCAGCUGUGACUAGAUGCGCUGGAGCGCGAGGCAAACGACAAGAAAAUGAAGUGUACGAGUAGUAGCGUAUCGAGGCCCGGCAGCUGCAUCAUAGCAUGAAUGAGUGUUCAUGUAUACGACGGUGGCGCGGAGGCCUAUAUAGGAUUUUACUGUACGAUGUGUUCAGAGGAAAAUGUACGAUCUAUGCAUUGGCUGGAUGGACUGAGAUACGACCGUCGUGUAGGGCUCUCGGAGUGUGCACUAAAGAUCAGUGAGUGAGAACAAGCGUCAUGUUACUUGGUAUGCUUGAUGAGAG
Molecule: messenger RNA, 2245 nt
Organism: Schizophyllum commune H4-8
Lineage: Eukaryota; Fungi; Basidiomycota; Agaricomycetes; Agaricales; Schizophyllaceae
Product: glucose-6-phosphate dehydrogenase
Exons: 8
Coding region: 412-1959 (515 amino acids)
Biological process (GO): pentose-phosphate shunt, oxidative branch; glucose metabolic process
Cellular component (GO): cytosol
Molecular function (GO): NADP binding; glucose-6-phosphate dehydrogenase activity
Source: RefSeq, a predicted model, not a curated record